Molecule: messenger RNA, 4005 nt
Organism: Condylura cristata (star-nosed mole)
Lineage: Eukaryota; Metazoa; Chordata; Mammalia; Eulipotyphla; Talpidae
Gene: ARHGEF4
Product: Rho guanine nucleotide exchange factor (GEF) 4
Exons: 6
Coding region: 1-4005 (1334 amino acids)
Source: RefSeq, a predicted model, not a curated record
AUGAGGAGGCAUGUCAGAAGUAAAGAUAGGUGGAAAAUGAGGCCUCUGGUGCUGGUUAGCCAAGUUGUGGAUACAAAAGAAAAGUUCUUGAAGGAAAUGAAAAGUGCUUCUUCAGGGGAAUCCAGCAAAAUGGUGGAGAACCUGAGCAGUAGCCUGGCUGUGGUGCAAGCCAGCAGCUCUCUGAUCGCUUUCCUGUCUACACCCCCAAGGAAGAAGAACUACUGGUCAUAUAACCCAUAUGCCAGAACUCCAGAGCCAGGUGCACACGUGCUGUCUGAAGGUGAGAUCGAAGAUAAACUGCUCCCCUCUUCUGAAGAGCAGGAGGAACAGGGAUGGAGCCAGGAGACAGACCACGACAAUUUUGACACCCUUUCCCACCAGAGUGAGAGCCGAUCAGACACUAAAACCGACCCUUUUGAAAGUGCUUCUGACACAGAGUCCCUGCCUGGGAACCUUAGAAAGGCAUUAUGCCCCCUUCCAAGUGGCACCUCCGUGGACAGAGAAUCAUGGAGAGACCCUGAAGUGCCAGCAAACGCUGCUCAGGAGCAGCAUCUGACCAGUAUCUCUGGGAUUGAUCCAGAGGAAGAACGAGAUUUGUCCUCAGCAGUCAAGGAAGGGUCUUUCAAAAGUGGGACCAGAGCCUUUGCUAGAAAAGAGAACGCCAGUCACCUCUGGGACAGUGUGGUCAGCCUGGAGCCAGAGUGUGCCCUGGUGGGGGCCCCUCAACUCAUAGGGGGCUCACAGAGCACCACAGGCAGUUGCAGUCUCCAGCCAGCCAAGGUGGUGACUGUCCAAGACCAGGGUGGGCUCUCUGAUUUUCCACUUCAGAAAUCCAGGUCUGAAAGCUGUUUGGGGGAUCCUGUGGUCUGGCCCUUUCUGCUGUGGUGCUGUGAACUGGGUCAGAGCUGGCCACAUAUUCACAGCAGGACCAAGGAAGCAGAGCUGCCUGGUCGAGGAUGGCUGGACAGCACAGGAGCCAGGACAGAGGAGAGCAUUCUAGGCCCCCACAGGAACACUGACUUGCUGUGGCCUCAGUCCUGCUUCCAGUCCCCCUGCCAGCCUGCUUUAGGGACAUCUCGUCUCGCAAAUGCCAACCUUCACCAUAGUGCUUCCGAAAAUACUGACAGCAAAGAAAGGGCUUCCCCAGGGCACCACCGUCGGCACACGGGGACAGUGACCAGGGCCCAUUCCAUAGCAGCGUUUCCGUUAAGAUACCUGGAGGUUCACCCAGGACAGGAUGUGGUGAAACUGGGGAGCCAUUUGAAAGAAAGGACAAGCACCUCAGAACAAGAUCCAAGCACACCAGGCCCUCUUGCUCCCACCCAAGUGUCUCCCCUGUGUCCUGCUUCUCAAAGGACUCCUUAUUUGCAAAAUCAAUACAGACGCAGUGCCCUUAGCUGGAGAAAGGCUUCUCAGUGCACACCUUCUGAACACCUCCAGCUGGAAGACCGGUUGGGACAAGAUUCUAGGUCUUGCCUAGUCUCUUCAUGCCUUCCUUCAGAGAGGGGUAGACUCCAAACAGAGGAAGUGCCGGUGCCCACAGAGUGCAAGUCAGAACAUACCCCAGAGAGCAGACCAGAGGAACCUGGAGGUGCUGGCCCUCUCCCAAACACUGUUGAUGUGAAUGAUAAACAAAAGCGUCUUCAGGACAUUUCUGUUGAGGCAGGAAACCAAACUAGUAAUUACACAUCAAAGUAUGUUCUUGGUGAGAACAGAAAGCUACCUGCUAGGGCUGAGUUCCCAGAUGAUUCUAGCAAUAGCGGGUCCCAGGUGUGGAACCCAGACUGGAUGAGGCACUCUGGAGCGAGUAAUGGUGCAGACACCCAAGUGACCUCUCUGAAAUCCAGUGUAGCAAAUACUUCAAGGGAAGUACAGCAUGAAAUAGUUCUAGAUCCUGGUUGUGCUAAAAGUGCCUCCCAGGAUUAUCCAGAAAUCACAGCCGCUGCUGUGUCUCACCACGGCCGUGGUGAUGAAGCAGGUGAUCAGGAGCUGGAAGGGGUUGCCAUGCCUUUACAGGGAGGCCUGCAGUUGGAACCCAGAGCAGACACCCCUCAAGGCAAGUGUGCGCUCAUCAUUAUAGCUGUUGAGCAGAAAGGGCUGCAGGCCACCAGGAGGAGAGUGGUUCCUUUUCCAGAAGCACUGCCCUGUGAGUGUUUGGAGGAAAGACCAGAAUCUCCCCAUAGUGCUGGAUCGACUGGGGCUGGGACCUCACAAUCAUGUAGCAAUCAGUGUGAGUUGCCAGCCAGCCACAGACUGGGAGGUGAUGAUGGGGCUUUUGAGCUGGUGGCCCAAGGCUCAGAGCAUGGGAUAGCUCUGGACCCCCAAGAUACUUCAAAAGAGUGGACCCUAGCUGGAGAGACUGGUCCCCAAGAGCGCAGGUGGGUCAGGCUGAGCAUAGCUGAGUCUGCAGAGGAGAAACCACCUGGGAUGGGCCAACUCUCCUUGACACAGGGUGAGUGGGAGGACGAUGACAGAGCCACGGGUUCCCAGCCUGAACACACACCUGUGGCCAGAAGCCUGCACUUCGUGGAGAGUCCAGGGGCAGAGACCCCCGAAGACAGGCUAAGGGAUCGGGGAGCUGAGAGUGUGCCUUUUGGUGCUGGGCUGGAGGCGUGGGAGUGUCCUGAGGCCCAUGCCUGGGUCACCCACAAGCUACCGGUCCCCAGCCAGCUGGGUCAGGAGGAGGGGGAGAGCCAGUUCCCAACAGUGGAAAGCCCCAGAGGGUCCUCCACCCAGGGAUUGCCUGUGCCUGUCAGCCCCGUGGCCCCCCUUGAACAGAGAACAGGGCAAGAGGAGGUUUCCCCUGGCCCUGGGGACCUGAACUCUGUUCCUAAGAUCGUCCUCUGGGAUGCAGGGCCAGCAGAGGGCAGCGAGGCAGAAGCACCAGAGGAUUCAAGUGGCCCCAGGCUGUCCCCAGAGUGUGGCCACGCCAGGAAACUCCAAACUCCAGAGAAGAGGCUCCGGGCCCGGCUGGCUUCAGCUCAUAAGACGUUUUCAAGUUUUUUUGAAUCAAAAGUUAUAGAAAAAGAAAACACUGAUGAAUGUUCUCCAGGUUCUCUCAGGGGCCAGAAGAAGAGCAGGCUGCGCCAGAGUUCCUGGCGUGUAUUCUUGAAAAGCAAAGAUGCGGGAGGCCCCAAGAGGCCCUCCCUAGGGAACUUGGUUCCAGGCCUGGAAAUCCUGAAUCCUCUCAGACCAGCCCCACCAGGGACCAGCAGCCACUGUGAGGAGCAGGCCGUGGACAAGGAGACCUACGCUUUUAACAAUCCCUGGGUACCACCCACACCUUUGUCAUCCAGCAGGUCUGUCUCUCCGGACAACCGGAGGAAAAGUGAGCCAACUUUCAAGCGUACAAGCCCCCAGGAAGGCAGUAGGCACCCACCUGCAGGUCUCCUUCAGGAAAAGCCCCAGCUGAUAUCACCUCCUAGCUCUCCCGCCCAAAAGGCUGGGCUCAACCUUACCCUUCCCUCCAGCUCUACCUGCUGCUUGGCUUCCGGAAGCCAAGGUGUGCCUUGCAAACCCAUGAGCCCCAAGCCCCAUAGUGCCAAGCCUGGAGCCCAGUGGGGGGAACCCCGCUACCCUGGCAGGGGCAGUACCAUCUCCAUGGUCUCUCUGGGAAGUUACAAAAGUGUGGACAACAGCGCAGAGACCCCUGAAAGGCGCAGGACUCCCAAGGCCCGGACAAGCCGCCUGCUUUCUCUGCAGACACUGGACCAGGAUGGCCAGAAGGAAGACCUGCAGCGCCACUUCAGCCUGAGCACAGCACCCUCGCUCAGGGACCUUCCUGGGAGUGAGAACCACAUGGCAUGGGAAGAACCAGGCAAGAAGCGCAGCUGCUCCUGCAGUCAGAUGAAGGCUUUUCACACCAACAUGUGUUGGAGAAAGAUGACCAGUACUUCUCCAGAAUCUCUGACUCUCCUGAGAAGAAACCGCCCUUUCUCCCAGAGUACCCCGACAGGACUGAAUGGCAUGGGCUGGCCUGAGCACACCUCUGACCCAGUGUUAUAA